Messenger RNA from Trichobilharzia szidati, 2023 nucleotides. The record is from the annotation of a GenBank genome assembly. Lineage: Eukaryota; Metazoa; Platyhelminthes; Trematoda; Strigeidida; Schistosomatidae.
UAAAAACUCAAAACGAAUAAUGAAUGAGGUUGGAAUGAUUUAAAAAUGAAAGCCAUUCUACUUUAUUUUUUGACUUCAACUUUUUCCCUCCUGCUGGUCUGCACUAGAUGUGAAGAUGAUUAUGAUGAUAAUAGUAGAAGUUUUGAAAUCGAUGUGGAUGACGGUAUCUUCCUAAUGGAUCGCCAACCAUUUCAGUUUGUCUCUGGAAGCCUAUAUUAUCAUCGUGUACCGUAUAUUUAUUGGUCAGAGAAGGUGACAGAAAUGCUGAAUUUAGGUAUCAAUGUUGUUUACAGGUAAAAAUGUGAAUUUUAAAGAAAGAAAUAAUAUAACUGACAAAAAAAAUAAAGUCCUAUCCCAUGGAAUUAUCAUUGUCAAGAUUUUGACAACUGUUCUUUUGAAGGCAAUAGAGAUAUUGAACAAUUUUUAACAAUAUUAUCAGAAAUGAAUAUGUUGGUUGUAUUAAAGAUUGGUCCAUAUACGGAGGAUAAAAUACAGUUAGGAGGACUUCCGCCAUGGCUGUUUUAUCUAAAUGAAAGUAUGACUUUGCGUUCAUCUGAUGAAGGAUUUACCAAUGAAGUCGCUCGAUGGUACGAUACACUAUUGCCUAAAUUAAAGCCGUUUCUUUAUGAAAAUAAUGGACCAAUAAUAAUGAUACAGAUAGAAGAGAACUACGGUGCAUAUGAGGAAUACGAUCUACAGUAUUUGUUGUUCUUAAGAGAUCAAGUUCGACAGCAUUUAGGCGAGUCUGUAAUUAUAUCAACAUCAGAUGACUAUUGGUCUGUACUUGAGAAACAAGACAAUUUACCGUAUGAUGGAAUACUUAUGACAUACUUUGCAGAUUGGAAACUCUCAUCAGGACCAAUAUUUUCUAAGGAGGCUUUCGAUUCACUAGACCUAUUACAGCCAAACAAACCUUGGAUUGUAUCUUUGCAAAUUGUAUGUGACUAUAAAGAGAAUCAUUUCUGUAAAACGGAUCUGGCAAAAAAUAAAGUAAUUGAAUCACUGGUACAGUUAUAUGAUUGGUCAUCACGCGUGAAUAUAAACGUGUGUUUAAUUUUUACUGGUAUCACUUAUGAAUUUUGGAAUGAUACAACAAACUAUGUCAGUAAUCCACUUGAUAAUCCGUCAGUGUCUGAAACAUUAACUGGAUUUUUAUCUGAAAUUUCACAUUUACAAGAGGAGCAUGAGAAAUAUGAGAAAAGUGAUAAUUUAUCUUGUGAAAAAGUGAAACUGCUAAAGUUAGAUCAUUUACUCUUUUCAAAUUCUGAACCUGUUGCAUCAGAAACCCCUGUGCCAAUGGAGUAUUUUGGUCAAUAUCAAGGGUUUUCUGUAUACUCCACAGAUAGUGAAGAUUUUAUAAGUAGUCAAGUUGGUGAGCUGAAAUUCGACGAUAUUGGAGGAGAAGGCUUUGUAUACACAUGGAGUGAAGCAGACGGCUAUAUUUAUCAUGGAACUAUACAUAAAUAUACAAAGUCAGCAUUGAUUAACAUGAAAACACAUUCACCAGCAGAAGUUUUAUUAAUUUUAGUAGAAAAUACUGGAUACAAUACAAUAUUUGAUGGGAAACACAACCAGCUGAAAGGUCUUUCAGGUUCUGUUUACUUUAAUGAUAAAGAAUUAAUAAAUUGGUCGUUUUUGCCUGUAAAACAUCCAUUUAUUGAUAUGCAAAAUAUGAGUCAACCACUGACAGAAACAGAUAUGGAUAUUCCUGGUGUCAUUUACACAACAUUUAUUUACAUUGAAAACGAAGAAAAACUGAAUGAUUUAUUCAUUGAAUAUGAUGGUUUCUUUGAUGGGAUUAUUUACGUGAAUGAUAAUUAUGUGGAUUUAAUAAGGCCAACAUUAACGCCUGAAAUAAAUUAUGCUGCGUAUAUUCCAAAAACUUAUUUACAAGUAGGUAAUAAUACUAUUUCACUUGCUACAGUUGAGAAUUUGCAUAAUGAACAAUUGAUGGUAUGUAGAAAAAAUUGAAUGGAGAAAAUUGAGUUUUUCAUUUUAACAAAUAAAUUUAUUUUUAAUGAAA